Jatropha curcas is the source of this 1788-nucleotide messenger RNA. Its product is annotated as late embryogenesis abundant domain-containing protein / LEA domain-containing protein. NCBI's taxonomy places the organism in Eukaryota, Viridiplantae, Streptophyta, Magnoliopsida, Malpighiales, Euphorbiaceae. The record is from RefSeq and is a predicted model, not a curated record.
CGGUCCUUCUCUUUCCCUAUCCAAAUUCCAAAUCUGAAAAUUACAUAAGAUGAUGAAUCUUUUGGCGUUGUCUCUUGUUCUUACUUCCCUAUUAACCGCACAGGUCUGGUCCCCAAGCCCAACAGGAAAGCACCAAAACCAGAAAGAAGAAGAUGUUAUAGUUAAAGAAGGCCAUAGGGUUAUCGUUGUCGAAACUUUUGAUGAUGAAGGUGGCCAACAUAACACCAAAAUCAGAAUCUCACCACCUCAAGAUUCUAUUUCCUCCGUCGGAGUAAUCGAAAACGCCAAAGAGAAGGUUAAACAAGCAGCCCAUGUUCUUCCAAAUCUUGGACAAGGCCUUUCUAGUUCUGGUUAUGGUCCCGACUCUGGUUCUUAUCAAGAUAAGAUAACUACAGGUCCGGGGGAGCUUAUAUGCGACGCAUUUGGUAAGUGUAGGCAUAAGAUAGCGAAAGUAAUUGAUAAAGCGAAAGAGAAAGUAGAAGAUGCAUAUGGUGGAGCUACACAUCAAACGAAAGAAAUAAUUCAUGAAGCUAAAGAAAUUGCUCAAGAGGGGAUUAUUCGGAAAAAACGAAUAGCUCAUGAAGCGAAAGACAAAGUAGAAGAUGCAUGUGAGAAAACCAAAGAAACUGUUUCUCAUAAAGCCCAUGAAGCUAAGGAAGUAGUAGAAGAUGCAUAUGAGAAAGCUAAAGACUCCGGAACUCAAAAAGCUCAAGAAGUUAAAGAAUCUGCAAAAGAAUCUUUAGAUAAAGCUAAAGAUAUAGCAAAAGAUGCAAAAGAUUUAGGAAAGACUAUUGGGGUAGAUUCAGUUAAAAAUGUAUCUGAAAAAACAGGGCAAGCUACAAACAUAGUUUAUAAUUCUUUGAACAGAGCAUUUAGGUUUAUGGGUUCGCAAAAAGGGAUUCAUUUUUUGAUGGGUGUUAUCAAUUUACUGGGUUUUUCCAUAGCUUAUGGAAUGUGUUUUUGGGUUACAUUCAUUUCAAGUUAUGUGUUGGCUAAUGCUUUGAAUAGGCAACAGUUUGGGUUGGUGCAGAGUAAGAUAUAUCCUGUUUAUUUUAGAGCCAUGGGUUUUUGUAUCGCGGUGGCUCUGUUUGGGCAUUUGAUUGGGCGGAUGAAAUUUUCGUUUACUAGUAAGGCAGAGGUUUUUCAAGCUAUUAAUCUUCUACUAUCAGUUUUGCUGGUUUUGAUCAAUGCUCUGUAUUUGGAGCCUUUGGCUACCAAGGUGAUGUUUGACAAACUAAAGAUUGAAAAGGAAGAAGGCAGAGGAAGAGAAACCUCAACUACAGAGUCAAACAGGGCAGAGCAAGAGCCAGUCGCAGAUGCUUCGCCUGCAACAGCUUUAGGAUCCACCGCCACCACCACCGGAUCUUCAGCUCCGACAAAAGUCCCGGAAAAUAGAAAAGAAGAGGAAAUCAGGUCAAGGAUUGUUAGAGUGAAUGAGAGGCUUAAGAAGCUAAAUUCGUGUUCAUCGUUCUUGAAUAUACUGAUUUUGAUGGCUCUCACUUGGCACUUGGUGUACUUAGGCCAGUGGCUCCAUGGGACUUGCUAGCUGGAAAAUUAGGAUGUUCGUGUUUGUAUUGUUUUUAUGUAUUUUUGUUUUACUGUAUUGUUCAAUUUUGAUAUGAAUAUGACUGUUUAGUGUCAGUUAAGAACACCGUCUCCCGUAGGGCAGAGACAUUUAGGAAUUAAUAAAUUUUACUUGUGCUGCAAACUUUCUCUGUAGGGCUGCUAUCAUUUAUUGCAAUGAUAGGAGUUUUAAGAGUUUUUUUUUGAAGUAGAGAAUUUUCUCUA